AUGAAGGAACCAGAGACUGAUUCGAUUCAAGAAGUUUCUUCCUCAGUAUCUUCAGACCUGACACAAACCAAGGAACAUGAUUAUAAUGGCAUAUCUGAGGAUUCAGGCUUGUCCAGUUCUCCCACCCAUGGUCCAUUCCAACCACUUUACUCUGUCAAAGUACCUAAUGCUGUAAAAAAUGGGGAGGCUUUACAGUUUACCAUCUGUGUAUCAAAGUUGGGUAGUGAGGAGUCUGAGGAAGUAGUUCGUGAGUAUGAGGACUUAGAAUGGCUACAGCAUUGCUUAAUGACUGAAGAUGGAGUUGUUGGCUGCAUUAUCCCUCCCCUUCCUGCAAAGCCAGAAUAUGAUGCCAAGGCUGCCGAGUCCAAAACAAAGAAGCAGCUAGGCAGUGAUGCCAAUAUCAUCAUGGCUGAUGAGUUUCACAAAGACUGUAGGAAUGUAGAAAGAUACUUGAAAAUGGUGAUUUCCCAUGAAAAGUUUGGAAAAAGUGAAUUACUGAAGAAUUUUCUUUGUGAGAAAGAGGCAGCAGUGAGGACAAAACUGAAGAAGAGUUUGUUUAUGCGAGUCUCCCAGGCAGUGGAUGAGGCGAGGAAAGGCCAACAUAAGGAUGUAGAUGAAUACUUCCAGACACAGCGGGAUUGGGCCACUAAAUAUGCAGCUUGUAUAAAAGAGUCUUCUCUGAAUUUCAACAAGAUGUUGUUUGCACAGAUGAGAUUAGCCAACUGUUAUGGUCACUUAACAACAGUACUCAAGGAGACCAUUCCGUUUACAGAUGACUCUCAAAAAGAGAUGAACAGAUACCAGUUGAUUCUUGGUGAGGGUGCAGAAAAUGUCAAGCAUGGCCUAGAAGUUAUGUCUAGAAAUGAUGAAAAAAGCUUGGGAGUUCAUCUUGAUCUGUAUGCCAAGUACAUGGAAAGUGUGAAGGAGAUGUUAUUUAGGAGGACUUGUUUGCUGGUGACAUAUGAAGAUGCCAACAAGUCUCUAGAGAAAGCCAAGCCAAACAAAAGAACAGCAGCAGAGGAGGUCAAACUUACCACUGAGAAAUCAUUUGAAGAAUGCUCAGACACUGCCAGACGGGAGUUGAAGUCCUUCAGGCAACAGAGACUUUUGGCCUUUGGGGAGGCAUUGUCUACGUUUGUCGAGGCUCAGAUUAAAACAUCUAGAGACAGCAUCACUCUCCUGCUCCGGACUCUCAAGUCAAUUAAGUGUCCAGAUGAUAGCAAGGCCACCACAGAAUGAUUUGUCAAGGAUCUAGUUCUAUUUAUUAAGAGAAAAUAUGAUUCUCCAAAAUUCCUUGUCGCCAAAUUCUUGUGCCUUCUGCUCGCCUGCAUCAGUUGAGCACUUUUUAAUGGUGAGGCCAUGUCUAUAGAUACAUGUAACAAUCAGUAGCCAAAAAAAAUUUUUUUGUUGUUCAAUUAUUAAUAAUUUUGAGAAAAGGAAAUUUUAUGUAAUAUACAAAUUGUAUUUUGAGUUGUUACAAUUUUGAAGAUGUUUUUGAUGUACUAUCUAGAUUUUUAAAAAUAUUUUCUUUAGAAUUGAACUUUGAAGGUAAACGUAAAAAAUAAUACACAAUUUCUGUGAUAGCCGUUUAUUUUACUUGAUAGUUGACAAUGUAUCAUUUUUAUAAGAAAUGUAUGCCAUUUACAUUCCAUUUAGUCACAUUUGUCAAUUCGGCACACAUACUAAGCCUUACUGAUGUUACUAAUUACCCUAUGUGUAUAUUUUUUUCUGUAGCUAUAAAGUACACAUUGUGUUCAGUGAUUUUUUUAUGUAUAUGAUUGUGAUGCCUAAGGAUAUUAAUACAUUUACAUUCCUGCAAAAAUGUUUAGUCAAAUAAUGUGCAAUAAUAAAUUUUCUAAUGAUUGUUUAUUAUAUGUUAUAGCAAUGUAAAAUAUUUGCAUGGGAAAUAUUAAAAAAUCAUACAUUUUAUCU
Messenger RNA from Saccostrea echinata, 1932 nucleotides. Its product is annotated as sorting nexin-5-like. The coding region runs from base 1 to 1239 and encodes 412 amino acids. Lineage: Eukaryota; Metazoa; Mollusca; Bivalvia; Ostreida; Ostreidae. Gene Ontology annotation, molecular function: phosphatidylinositol binding. The transcript has 14 exons. The record is from RefSeq and is a predicted model, not a curated record.